GUUGUCCACCACGACAAACUGACCUCGAAAACACCUCAGAUUCGGACCUGUAAUUUGCAAAGUCCCUCUGAAACCCUACAAAAGCGGCAACAACGCACGAGACCAGUGCGACCCACCUUGCGACGAUUGCACUCUGCGCCCAAAAAAAGCACGUCGCGUGCUUGAUAUCAGACUCUCAAUGAAGAGUCUGUAAACCAGAGCCUCUCCAGCAAUACUCCCACGUUCCAUGCGUCCAGAAGAUCUUCUACGAGCACUGUCCAAGCCUCAGAAGCCUAGAUAACACCAUCUCGACGACCUCGACCUACCAAAGCACCACCUUCCCACAGCCUAUCGACCCGAUACUUCCGCCGGGUAUCGGAGACCUGUUCACCUCGACCCGCGCAUAGUCGGCACCAUUCCCCGCCGCAAGAGCUCCCAUAUCCUUUCCUGCGGAAGACCUCCAUAACACGACCAAGGUCGUCUACCACAUUCACAACCGCUUGCUGCUGGCGUAAGCCAGCCUCCAACUCGAAAAGAAGGGUGUGGGCCUUCUCUCCUCAGGCGAUCUUGAGACAGUCGCUGAGGCAGCAGACAGAGCUAUCACAGUUCAGAGGAUCAGCGGACACACAGCCGCCUGCGCCAGGUCAAGAGGCACAAGUGCACAAGUGCGUGAUCAAGAAACCAGCCGAAAGAGCAAGCAUUGGAAAUGGUGAACACUACGAUCCCACCCAACUAUACCAAUUCUCCUUCCUCAUUGAGUGGAACUCCGCAUUGGACGAUCAAUCGAGACAUUACUGCUCUCGAUCUUGACUCCAGCAAUGCAUUUGAAGGACCAGAGAAGCUCCUAGAAGUAUGGUUCACGGAGUCGGACAAGGCGCUGCCGCCUUCGGCAGUGCCAAAUGGGCUGAAGGCCGUAUCUCAGGACACCUGGAAGGAAAUGCUUGACCUAGUCAACUGCAAGGUUCUGUCAGUCAUCGAGUCUGGCAAUGUCGAUGCGUACUUGCUCUCGGAGUCGAGCAUGUUCAUCUUCCCACACAAGCUCGUGCUAAAGACUUGCGGCACGACUACUCUGUUGCGUGGGCUGCCACGCAUUCUGGAAAUCGCAGCUCUAGAAGCGGGCUUCCCGCACGUCAAGGCCAGCCUGCCAGAAGGCACCAGUGCGGCGGCUAAGCCACAUCGUGUCUUCUACAGUCGCAAGAACUUCUUGUUCCCCGAUCAACAGAAAGGGCCACACCGCAGCUGGCGCGACGAGGUGCGGUACUUGGACAGGAUGUUCUUGGGCGGUAGUGCAUACAUGAUUGGCAAGAUGAACGGCGAGCAUUGGUACCUUUAUAUUACCGGACCAGGCACUGAAUUGACUCCUCCUUCCACUCCCGAAGAGGAGAUUCAUCAGACUCCGACCCAGCAAAUGGUUUUGCCAGAGAAGGGAAGGCGCAUGCCGGAGAAUGAAACGGGCGAUGAAACUUUGGAAAUCCUCAUGACCGAUCUGGAGGUGCAAAAUGCUCGCAAGUUCUAUCUCGAGGACGCCAGCUUGAUUGCGCAAGACAAUGCUCGCUGCUCCCACCUGGCCCGCAAGGACGCAAUCGCUCAUCUCGGCGUGAUCCAGGAGCACAACAACUCCGAUCCUAGUAUCUCGGGGAACACUUUGGUUACUGGUAGCGACGAUGCUAGCUUUGAUGUCUUUGCUCAGACUGCCAAGGAGCACGCAGAGCUCAGCUCGGAGUCUGAUGAUGAGCCGCUCACCUUUGGUGAAGAGCUCAGCACCGAAGGCCACACCUUAGGAACAGUUGUGACCGAAGCUUGCGGACUUGCAGAUGUGUACCCAGCAUCCAAGUAUCCGGACGCCCGUAUCGACUCCUACCUCUUCACGCCAUGUGGCUACUCAGCGAAUGGAGUUGUGCCAAUUCCCGGCGAUGCUGAGAACACUCACUACUGGACUGUGCACGUCACACCUGAGCCACAGUGCUCCUAUGCCAGUUUCGAGACCAACGUGCCGACUCGUCAAACCGGACGCUCCACGGUCGAUGUGGUGCAGCAGGUUGUGGGCAUCUUCAAGCCUGGCCGCUUCAGCGUCACGCUCUUUGAGGCAAAGGACGGCAGCGAGAAUGGUAACGCAAAGAAUGACAAGCGAAUGGACCGCAUCAAGGGCUACAAGCGCAUCGAUCGCGUCGUGCACGAUCUGGAAGGUUACGAGCUCGUCUUUAGGUAUUUCGAGCGUGAUGACUGGAAGGGUGGUGCACCUCGCUUGGGAGAGCACAGCCCAUGAAGAAUGACUUUGCGCAAAAUGCAAGGGCUCGAUAAUGAUUGCGUUAGUAUUUCCUCAUCUCCUUCUGACAAAUUGAUUUUAUGCGAUAUGCUUUGCUUGCUCAAUGCGAUUGCUUGUCUGCGUACUACAUAUUUUUGCGUAUGAUAACGGCCGUCACAAUAUGUCAAUAGACUGUUCAGAAUCCUGCUUCAUCAUCCGCGUCAUAGCCUUCGUGGUGCGCGUCGAA
Molecule: messenger RNA, 2471 nt
Organism: Cercospora beticola
Lineage: Eukaryota; Fungi; Ascomycota; Dothideomycetes; Mycosphaerellales; Mycosphaerellaceae
Gene: SPE2
Product: adenosylmethionine decarboxylase SPE2
Biological process (GO): spermidine biosynthetic process; spermine biosynthetic process
Cellular component (GO): cytosol
Molecular function (GO): adenosylmethionine decarboxylase activity
Source: RefSeq, a predicted model, not a curated record